Messenger RNA from Oncorhynchus kisutch (coho salmon), 809 nucleotides. RefSeq names its product protein transport protein Sec16A-like. The record is from RefSeq and is a predicted model, not a curated record. The transcript is spliced from 3 exons. NCBI's taxonomy places the organism in Eukaryota, Metazoa, Chordata, Actinopteri, Salmoniformes, Salmonidae. The coding region runs from base 489 to 809 and encodes 106 amino acids.
CCUGCAUUGCUUGCUGUUUGGGGUUUUAGGCUGGGUUUCUGUACAGCACUUUGAGAUAUCAGCUGAUGUACGAAGGGCUAUAUAAAUAAAUUUGAUCUGAUUUGGAUGGUGGAGUGUGUACUCCACCUGUGGAUUUCUAUUCCAAGAGAAGAGGUCACUUAAGCGUACCUAAUUAGUAAAGAAAUUACCGUUGUGAUAGCGUGAUGUGACUAUUUUAUGCAGAAAUAGUUUGGCGAUUGGUCACAUUUGUAAGCCCUCACAUAAUAUGCAGGGAAUUGUUGAUUUUGCAAAAAACAAUGCGAUGACAGAGUACUGGAGUAAACUCCCAGUAAUCCCUGUGACUGCGUGUAGGUUAAGAUUGGGUUGUAUCAGUGUGAGACAUUCCUACCUGUCAGCUAGUAAUUGUUCUGUCUGGUGACAUGAUCAGAGUGGCCUGACUUCUUCCACUUAUUACAGAUGUCCGACUUAGAUAUGUUGAGCAUCCUGCUAUGAUGUCCAUUACCAAGCCGGAACACUCCGAGGCCAACCCUCAGUGCCAGACUGGCAGCCGGCCGGUGGCUGAGCCCGAGACCACUGCUGUUCACAAUAACAGUGGAGGCUGGCUCAGCUGGGUCUUUGGGAGUGGAAGAGUUAAUAAGAAGGAGGUUCAUCUACCUGAGGACAAAGACAGAUCUAUUGUCUGGGAUCCAACUCUGCACAGAUGGGUUAACAAAACUGAGCCCAAGGCUGAGAACAAGUGUGUACAACCACCUCCACGAAUGGGGACAUAUGGAUAUCAGGAGAACACUGGCAGUGUCCCCAAAGAGUGA